AUGGACCAUCUAAGCCCAGAGACGGACAACGCCUCGACGACCGUCACACAGCAAGGGGACGGCGAGAUCCCGUCUCUGGUCACUGCAGCACCAUUCACAACAGUGGAAAGGUGGAAACAGCCCAAAGCCCAGCCCCAGGUCUCAGCAUCUCCUGCCGCCCAGCGUCUGGGGGGGCAGGUCAGCACGGGGAACCUCCCCGAGGCCCCCUCCCCCCAGAACAGCCUGCAAGUGUCAGGGAGCGCCCGCCACCCGGGCCGGAGCUGGGGCGCCAGGAAGACGCACGGUGGAGGCCCGGCCUCAGGCCGCCACCCGGAACCCCCGGGGCUCCACGGGCCCAGCCCUCCCUCCCCUCGGGCUGGGACGGUGGCAGUGGUGACGCCACGCCGUGCAGAGCACGGUGCACAGCGUUGCUUUACCGUGAAGGUGAAGCUGCUCGGGGGGAAAUGCGUCCUGUUACACCGAGAGGGGUCCAGUCCUGGUCAGGGCCGGUCUCCAAGCGAGACGUGGAUUGACUGCCACCCCAGGGCAGGCGCUCCGAGGCCCAAGAAAGGUGCCCCAAGCUACCAAGGGUCCCGGCUGGGACUCGAGCCGCAGCCCAGACCGCAGGAGGCCUCACCCCAGGAGCAGACGCAGCCCUUCUGCCCCAGGCUGAUGCCAGCCACAGCCACAGCCUGCCUGGGCUCCGGGCCCUGUUUCCACGGGCUGCCGCCCUGCCCCCGCCCUGCCCCUGGCCCUGCCCCCCCAGCCAGGGCUGCCUCCACGCUCACCCCUGGUCCACCGUCCACUCUCCACCCCAUCUUUGUCCUGCCAGGCCCUGCCUCCUCCAGGAAGCCACUGUCCUCCCUGACUCCGGAACAGGACACCUCGUGUCCUGCCCCCGUCCCCUGGCAGGCGGCAGGGCACAGACACCCCUUCGGUGGCGUGGUCCCGAAGGGCGGCCUUGUCGCAGAACGUCCCAGCAUUCAGAAGUCCCCAUACCUGGGCGGAGGGGUCAGGGGGCCGUCACGCAGGGACGCAGGAGGCCCCGCCGUGACACAGCGCUGUCCCCGGGUGGUGGCCCGGCUGAAUUCCAGCAGGACACCCGCUGCCCAGCUUCCCGGGCCCGCGGACCUCAGGGUCCUCUGGGACCCCAGCCACCCCCCGGGACGGGCUGCCCUCGCCCGGUGGGGCCGGGGCAGGGGUCCCACCUGGAGUGGUGGCCAGGAGCGUGUCACCCGCGGGGAGCAAGGGCGGCGGCCAUCUUCAUCCCCCUCUUCCGCCCGCGCCCAGCCACGUGGCCACAGGAGCCUGGGCAGCCUGGGCCCCGCUGGCCCCGCAGGGCGUGGGCUGGGGUACGGACGGGCCCCCCGGCCAGGGUGGCACCUGGGCCUCCGGCGGAGAGACCGGGCCUGCGGGGCCCGGGAGGGACACGUGCUGCAGCCUCCGUCGCCCUGGGGGGGCUCCCCGCGGCCCCUCUGCCGGCUCAGGGGGAGCCCAGCGCUGAGGACGAGGGACAAAUUUAGCCUCCCCACCCUGGGGCCGGCCAGCUUCCUGGUGGAGGAACUCACGCGGCUACACCAGAGUCGCCCGAGCGUGGCCGAGCGCCCCAGUGGCCCAGCAGGGCAGGCACCGGCGCGGAGGCGCACAGAGAGCCGCGGCGCGUUCCAAGUGAGCGCCGAGGGUGGCCAGGAGCGGGCAGAGGAGUGGACAGCAGCCCGGCGCACCCUGGACCCUCCGCCUCACUGCCCACCUCCACCCCCGCCUCCACAGGCACCUGGAAUCCGGCCUCCCACCCGCAAGGCCACCCCAGUCCCAGACCUCCUCACCCCCCCCACCCCAUCCCCCCUCCCCUCUUGGGGUCCUACCUCCACACGCCACGUGCCACGCUCGGUCCUCCAGAAUCUUCUCUCCCCCGCCAAGCACCUGUGCUCCUUCAACCACGCCCUGCACGGCCAUUCCCAAACCUUCCGCCCCACCUGCCCACCUCGUCCGGGCUCCUCCACGUUCCUUGAAGGGAACCCCCCCAGCCGCGUCCCCGCCCUGCGCAGACUCCUGCCUCCCACCCUGGGCCCAGGACGCGCUAAUUUCCUGAACCCUCUCAGCUCCCCGCCCCCGCCCCCAGCCAUCCGGGCCAUGAUUUUUUUCGAGAGCUCCAUUUGA
Molecule: messenger RNA, 2139 nt
Organism: Hippopotamus amphibius kiboko
Lineage: Eukaryota; Metazoa; Chordata; Mammalia; Artiodactyla; Hippopotamidae
Product: proline-rich protein 36-like
Exons: 10
Coding region: 1-2139 (712 amino acids)
Source: RefSeq, a predicted model, not a curated record